UAAACUUUUUUAUUUGUUAUUAUCUUGCCAGUCAUUCGACUUUAUUGGCCUUGCAAAGAUAUAUAAAAGUCAGUGUUUUCAAUCGAUCGAAGUAUUCACUGAAAUACUAAAUAAAGAACAUGUUAUUCUACGCGCUUAGUACAAUUUACAGUGUUGCCGCAUUUGGAUUUUUCGUAACUGGAGAAUAUACGCUUCCUGUAUCUACCUGCAAGCAGGAUGCAGCUGAUAAUUCCGCCUGUUUAAAACAAGCUUUCGAAAAAGCAUGGCCACGAUUUGUUGAAGGGCUUCCAGAAUUUGACUUUCCACCUAUGGAUCCAUUAUUUUACGAAUACGGUACAGUUAUGCUUAAUUCUGGCGAGAUACGAGGAGAAGUAAUUAUGUCAAAUGUCACUGCCAUCGGUUUAUCAAAAGCUCGUAUUUCUAAUGCAAGAACGCAGUUUCUCUCUCAUGAUGUUUUUCAUUUGGAAAUUAGUGUACAAAUACCAGAAAUACUUUUAAAAGGUGUUGGGAAAAUAAAUGGUUCUUUAAGUGUAUUCAGAAUUACUAAUGAAGGUCAUUUUAAUAUAACCUUGAAUGAUGUCAGAGCAUUAUGGGAGAUAACAGGACAUGUAGUAAACGAUACAUGGAUUGUUGAAGAAUUCCAUAUCACCCCGUUAAUUGGAAAGUUUAAAAUAUAUUAUAAAGAUUUGUCCGAAAACAACAAACAAUUAUCUGAUUUUGUCAUAAAUUUUAUAAAUGAAUUCUGGCCUGCGAUUUAUCGAUCAGUAUUACCAAUCAUAAAUAAAGAAUUGGAAAAGUUUUAUAUUGAUAUAGCCAAUAGGUUAUUCGCAAAAGUUUCCUUCUCAAAAGUAUUUCCAUAAAAUUUAUUUCACAUCAUUACAGUGCAAAUUGUUUAUAAAAUUUAAAAUAUGGUUAAUAUUAUAAAUGCAAAAGUAUAAGCUAUUUCUCUAAUUCUGUGAGUUAACCUUUGUUUUCAAUUAUUGUUUGUGAGCAAAAUAAACAAAUAACUUAUAAAGUA
Messenger RNA from Atta colombica, 1018 nucleotides. RefSeq lists its product as uncharacterized. The coding region runs from base 120 to 860 and encodes 246 amino acids. The record is from RefSeq and is a predicted model, not a curated record. The transcript is spliced from 5 exons. NCBI's taxonomy places the organism in Eukaryota, Metazoa, Arthropoda, Insecta, Hymenoptera, Formicidae.